Molecule: messenger RNA, 747 nt
Organism: Aspergillus oryzae RIB40
Lineage: Eukaryota; Fungi; Ascomycota; Eurotiomycetes; Eurotiales; Aspergillaceae
Exons: 4
Coding region: 1-747 (248 amino acids)
Cellular component (GO): nucleus; 90S preribosome
Source: RefSeq, a predicted model, not a curated record
AUGUCUGCGGAAGCUGCCAAGUCAUCCGGCCUCUCGGCCAAGAUUGAUAACAAACGCAAGAGGCAAGCUGAGGAAUCCUCAAAACAGGCCGGGGCGGCUACUGGCAACGCAGAGGGUCCGAGUAACAAGAAAAGAAAGAACGGCAAAUCCAAGCUAAAGAAGGGUGGAAAGGACAAGAAGGAUAAGCCCCAGCUAGAUGCGUCAGAGAAGGAGCAGAGAGACGCCAAGCAAACCGAGACCAAAGGCGGCAUUGAUGAAGCUAUUGGCAAGAUGGACGGCCGCCUGUUGGCGGAUCAUUUCAUGCAGAAGGCUAAGCGCCACAAUAAGGAGCUGACUGCGGUCGAAUUGAGUGACCUUAGUGUUCCAGAAUCCUCAUUCCUCGACACAUCGUCGUUUGACUUGCCCAGACAAUUGGAGAAGCUACCAGCGUUUCUGAAGGCAUUCAGCCCUAAAGGAUCUGACCUUUCAAAGCCAUCAGAGGAGAAAGGUACACCGCAUACCCUGGUGGUCUGCGCUUCCGGGCUUCGAGCAGCCGAUGCAGUGAGAGCUCUCCGUACGUUCCAAACCAAAGAAUCCCCAAUUGGCAAGCUGUUUGCAAAGCAUAUCAAGCUGGAAGAAGCCAAGCAAUUCCUGGAGCGAUCACGCAUUGCCAUUGGAGGCGGAACACCUGCUCGUAUCUCCGAUUUGAUCGAUGCUGGUAUGGCUUUCUCACAUUCAAGUGCGCAGAGCAGGCUAAACAUGAGCUGA